This is a messenger RNA of Macrosiphum euphorbiae (potato aphid), 507 nucleotides long. The record is from the annotation of a GenBank genome assembly. NCBI's taxonomy places the organism in Eukaryota, Metazoa, Arthropoda, Insecta, Hemiptera, Aphididae.
AUGUGCUCUGAUCUUCGUUUAACUAAUACAGUUUUUGUAGUUGGUAUUUUCCAUGGAUAUGAAAAACCAAAGUCUUUAAAUGAAUUUCUGGAAGAGUUCAUUUCUGAAUUAAUCCCACUAGUUAAUGAAGGACUAACUACAUCAGAAGGAGAAGUAAUUUGUGUUAACUUAGUAGCUUUAAUAUGCGAUGUACCGGCAAAAUCAUUUGUACUUCUUUUUAAGUCAAACAACGGAUAUAAUAGCUGCUCAAAAUGUAUAAUUACUGGUACAUACAUAAGAACUAAUGGUAUUCAUGGUACAGUUUGUUUUCCAUCACCAAACGAAGAAGAUGAGUUUAUUCUGAAAUGUGACACAUUGUUUGGUGAAAAUUAUUACAAAGACUGUCAGAAUGGUGUAUCAAUUCUAAACAGUGUGCCAAAUUUUGGUUUAAUUUCGGGUACCCCUCUUGAUUACAUGCACCUUGUUUGCAUUGGAGUUGUAAAAAAAAUUGGUAACUUUAUGGCUUGA